Messenger RNA from Ochotona curzoniae (black-lipped pika), 2853 nucleotides. RefSeq names its product rhomboid domain containing 1 (gene RHBDD1). The transcript has 8 exons. Gene Ontology annotation, molecular function: serine-type endopeptidase activity. Lineage: Eukaryota; Metazoa; Chordata; Mammalia; Lagomorpha; Ochotonidae. Gene Ontology annotation, cellular component: membrane. The record is from RefSeq and is a predicted model, not a curated record. Bases 855 to 1805 code for a protein of 316 amino acids.
AUCCAAGACCACAUACCAAGUCUAGUUAUUUCAUUUUCCUAGCCGUUACCUUUUAUGUGUAAAAUAUGCUUUAAUUUAUGUUAAGACUGUAACACUUUAGAAAGAAGAGGGAAAUCACAAUUUUGCCAGCUGACAUAUUAAGGAUUUUUUUUUUUAAACCUGAGAUGGGGACUCAUUAAAUUCUGAAAUCCUUAAACACUCUUGAGAUUUUACUGUAUAAUUCAUUUCAAUUGUAGAAGAAAUUUCUGGUUUUAUUUUCCUUACACAAACCCCAUUUUACUGUUUUUUUUUUAAGUAUGACAGUUAAAAAUUGCAGGAUCAUGGGAAAUCCUAGAAAUGCUAAUUUAUUACUAUGUUAUAAAAAUGCAACUGUUGGAAGUUUUAACCUCAUUUUAAUUUGUGUAUAUGAAAACACUGUCAUUUCAGGUUACGAUUGUGUGUGUGUGUAUAGUUAAUCUCAUCUAAUCCUAAAAAGUAAUCAAACAAGCCUGCAUCACCUCCCGUUACGGGUGAGGCACCGCGGGUUCACCUCCCUUUGGUUUACUGCAUGGUAUGUGGUGGAGCACUUAGUGAGGACCAACCCCUGUUCUGUGCGUUAUAGUGCAAGACUGAGCCACAUUUUACUUUGACAGCAGUGACUCUGGACCUAGGUCAUUUUGACUAAAAAUCCCUGCUGUCUAUAGAAUGGGCAGUAAUAACUGUGUCAUGAAGUUCAGAGAAUGAGUGGGAAAAUUGUACCCUUAAAGGAGCAUCACCACGUGAAGCUAAGAGUGCUCAGCUGUCUGCACACCUUGCCGGAGUUGUGAACUUGACCACGCCUUCCCAUCAGUGGGCUGUUUUCUUUAUACCUAACCAUGCAGCGGAGAUCACGGGGGAUUAAUGCUGGGCUUAUUCUUCUCUGUUCUCAAAUAUUCCGUGUUGGACUCAACAAUAUUCCACCUGUCACCCUCGCCACCUUGGGUCUCAACGUCUGGUUUUUCUUGAACCCCCUGAAGCCUCUGUACAGCUCCUGCAUCAGUGUGGAGAGCUGUUACCAGCAGAAGGACUGGCAGCGCUUGCUGCUUUCUCCCCUUCACCAUGCCGACGACUGGCAUUUGUAUUUCAAUAUGGUGUCCAUGCUCUUUAAAGGAUUCAAUCUGGAAAGAAGACUGGGAAGUAAAUGGUUUGCCUACAUCAUCGCCACAUUUUCUGUACUCACAGGAGUGGUGUAUAUGCUGUUGCAGUUUGUUUUUGCUGAAUUAAUGAACGAACCUGACCUCAGAAGGAACUGUGCUGUAGGCUUCUCAGGAGUUUUGUUUGCUCUGAAAGUUCUUCACAACCACUAUUUCCCUGGAGGCUUUGUCAUGGUGUUAGGCUUCCCGGUCCCGAACAGAUUUGCCUGUUGGGCAGAACUUGUGGCUAUUCAUUUCUUCACACCAGGGUCCUCCUUCACUGGGCACCUGGCUGGGAUUCUUGUCGGACUGAUGUACACCGAAGGGCCACUGAAGAAGGUGAUGAAGGCAUGUGCAGGCAUGUUUUCCUCCAGCGGUGGUUACCCGGGACAGCACUACUACUUUAACAAUUCAGGCUACUCUGGGUACCAGGACCAUUCUCCGUACUCCAGGCCCGGCUCCCAUGAACGAGCACCCAACAACUACGACAUGUACACAGCUGGACUGAGCGAAGAGGAGCAGCUGGAGAGAGCCUUAAGGGCCAGCCUCUGGGACCGAGGAAACAACAGAAAUGGCCCUCCACCCUACGGGUUCCGUCUCUCACCGGAAGAAGAAAUGCGGAGACAGCGGCUUCACAGAUUUGACAAUCAGUGACGUGGCCUGCCACCUUCGGAGGACGUGAUCUAACUGGGGAAUUACCGCCCAUUUGGCUCCUUCCUCAAGCCCAGAAUAAUUUUCAGGUCAAAGCAGAAUGCUCCCCAUGGAGUGCUCACGUGUGCCUGGGGCCCUCAGCCCUCCGACUCCUGCAGGUGCCACUCCGACAUGUAUGGACUCCAGGCUUCUGGAAGGUAGCACUCAGCUCUCCAGAAGUGACCCUUCUCCUGGCCUUGUUCUCUGUGACAAAGCAAAUGUCCUUUCCAUGGGGCAGGCACCAUAUUCCAUGUCUCCUUCCUCUGACUGCUGCACCUGCCUUGUUUUGCUCUUGGAAGCUCAGACUUUGCCAGGAAGUUUUGUUUGCUGGUUGAAAGCAUCAGUCCCUUAUUCUACCUGUUGUCUUUGGGUUUCACUGAGUAGGAGGCAACAAGUCAUCCCUUUAUGCUCCAUGAACAUUGCCGUGGGGAUGAUCCAGGCCCCGGGUGGCAGCCACCUUUGCACUUCUCCCAUACCUCAGUAGGCACGCAGGCUCCUCAGGCCCUGCAUCCAUAUGGCAUCUCUGGGUAUUUGUGGUGCGCUUACUAGCCCACCUUUGAGGAAUGCUUGACUGAAAAUGUGGCAGACGGACCUCAGGAGGGGAAGACACCUGACAUUCCAUCACUGACAAGUAUCACCAGCAUCGUGGACUCCCAGCCAUCACUCCAGUGGCAACAGUGUACCCAGACACACCAUGGGACUACUCAGUGAGCAACAGCAAGAGCCAUACAAAAGAAAGGCAAGGGUCUUCAGUGCCUUGGUCACUCAAAAUCCUUGCAAGAAGCUUACUUCCUCAAAAAAGUGCCUCUACACUGGCCGCUGUACUAGCUGCUUGUGUUGGACAAAUAUAAGCUGUAGAUUAUCUAUCUGACUCAUUUAAGGCAUUUUCUGGUGCUUGUAUUUUUUUUAAUAAAACAUCAAAGGCAAAAAAUCACUGAUAUAUUUAUGGUCAAAUGAUCAUGGAGAUUUUAUUGUUAUGGGGAGUUAGGUAUAGUUUUCCAGUUUUAUCUUG